GGCAGUCGUGCCCUUGAUACGGCCGCGACCGCGGGUUUUAAUCAGCUGCUGCUGCUGGAGAGGAGAAAAUAAUACUAUAAUACCUAUUGCGCGUUCGUAGCUGCUCGUUCAUAACCUAUAAGUUCGUCCGUCCGGUCUUGUCACGUCGUUAGAAAAAAAUAAAAUAAAAUAAAACCCCAGUUGUUCCGUGUCGCCGUGUCGGUCGUGUGUCGGUUACGCGCGGUAUCGUUCGUUAUAUAGUCGGCGGCGGCGCGAACAUUAAUAAUAAUUGUCGUUGAAGGGCAUGUUUUUGGGCGCACUGAGUCGUUCCGCGGCCGGAUCGCCUCUGUAAUCCGAUAAUUUAGUACUCGCGCGAACUGCAAAGUGUAAUGAACGGUCGAAAAAGUUGAACGGUUCGGUAAUAUUUUACUAUUAUUUUUUUUUUUUUUUUUUUUUCAUUGUAGCGGCUGUAGCGGGCAGCCGAGCCGUUCGGUGGCCCUUCGUUAUUUACUCUCCGUACCGCGGGCCACGAUCCGCGUCCUCAUCGCGAUUUUCCCAUAAUAAUUUCUCGUUAAUAUUUAUCAAUUAUUAUUACCUACUAAGUACCCUACCUGUUCGCGAUUUAAUUUAUAAUAUUAUAUUAUUGUUUUGCGGGCGCGUUGACGUUAUGGCCGUUUCCGUACAUCAUAAUCAAAUUUUCGCACGGUAACCGGCUGACAAAAGACGGAAUAAAAAAAAAAAAAAAAAAAAAAAAAAAAAAAACUAAAAAACUAAAAAACUAACGGCAAGGUUGGGUAGUAAAAUACGGAAAAAUACGGAAAAUAAAUGACCGGUUGUGGCGACAACGCACGUGCACGUUAUCAUCAAAGAUAAAAAAAAAUCCAUCUCGUCCCUCCUUUUUUUUUGUUUUUUUGCUUAAUAAGCAAUGAUAACGCCUGUUAUUGAUAAAAUACAAUACAUAUUAACACUAAUAAUUAGUAAUUAGUCGAGUUUUUACUGGUCAAACGUAACGUAUAGAGUUGUUGUUGAGCACGUAGCGCAAUGGAAUUUGCGUUCAGUUUCGUUUAUAGUAAUAAUAUUUCAUCGUUUUCGCGAUUACGGUGUUUACUGUUCUGUUUCAAUAGAAUCGAAAUCGCUUACGGAUUAAUAUUAUAAUAUAGAGGUGCACAUUAUUAAUACAAUUAUACACUACCUACCUACGUUUUUAUUCGGAAAAUCAUCGUGUAACACCGAACACCUGGGAAGUGCUGUUUUAUUCAUCGGAACCUGCGCCAUACAUUUAUAUUAAAAAAAAAAAAAACCUUAAUGAUCUUUAUAUGUAUAUUGGCCAUUUAUAGGUAGGUAGGUAGGUAGAUAUUAUUGUAUUUUACACUAAUAAACAUAUUAAGUAAUCGCGAUAGGUAGGUACUUACCUACUUUAAUUGGAAUUGUGACUGGUUUUUUUUCGUAUACAAAAUUCUUGGCAACCGAAUUUAUGAUUGUAUUCUACUUGUAUUUAUUGUUUUUUAAAUCCGAUUUUACAGAUGCGUGUUUAUGUUAUUUUGCAUACGACUAUUUAAUCGCCUGGACCGUAAUUAAAUAUAGGUACCUACCUAUAAUACUUGUAAGACUACACGACUCUCCGUGAAGGGUGAUAUCAACAUUUUGAGAACCCGCUGUAAUCAAUCGCUUCAAGAGCAUUACUAACUUCACGCGCAUGGCACAUAACGUCGUCCUCGGGGUAACAGUAUUCAAGUUACUUCACUUUCACUAAAUUGUGUUUCUGGAGCAAUUCGGCUGUUCGCCCUAUUAAUAAUAAAUAUAAUAAUUAUUUAUUAAUUUAUUAUUAAUUGAUUUAUUAUGAAUUUUGAUGAAUAUGAGACUAUACCAUCGUCCAAUGUGACUGAUCACAUGAUGGCUGGCGCAAUUGCAGGAAUUAUGGAACAUUGUGUUAUGUACCCUUUGGACUCAGUAAAAGUAAGUGUAUUGUGUGUUAUGUAUGUAUAUGUAUAUUUUUUUUUAGAAAGCAAUAACCUACCUACAUAAUUCUAUGAACUUUAAUGACGAAAAUUAAGUAGGUUUUUUAUAAAAUAUCUGUGCUUACAUAGCUAUUGGGUAAAUAUUAUUUUUUCCGAUAAAUCCCAUUAAAUUAAUGGAUAAUUGGGUAUAGGGAAUGAAAUACUUAAUGCAAAAUUGAGUUACUUAGUUCAUAUAAUAUACCUAGGUACCUAAAUUAGGUAUUUAAAUUUUUAAUUACCUAUUUCUAGUUUAAUUUUUUCUGUUAUGCAUUUAAGUCAUUAAUUAGUAAUCUAAGAAUUUGUAUGUAAAAUCAUUUCACACAUUUGUUUUUAAUUAAUUUUCUAGUACUUAAACAAGUAAAAAUAAAUUCCGCUUGAUCAUUUAAUAAAAACUUACGUACUUGAUAACAAAAAUAAUGAUUGUUUUCUUUACCUACAUAAGUUAUUUUUAUUUAUUGAUUUGUAAAAAAUUGAAUUCUGUUUUAGACUCGGAUGCAGGCAUUCAUGCCAUCUGGAAACGUGUCUAACCGAGGAAUUAGCACUGUCCUCUUCAAUAUGAUAAAACAUGAGGGAUAUUUAAGACCAAUGCGUGGCAUGGGAACAGUUGUUAUAGGUGCUGGUCCUGCUCAUGCUCUCUAUUUUGCAUCAUAUGAACAUUUAAAGCAAAAAAUUUCUCAACAAACAUCUUUAAAUACUACAGUCUCUUCAGGUAUUGCUGGUUGUGUUUCAACAAUUAUACACGAUGCAAUUAUGACACCAACAGAUGGUAAAUAUUAUUAUAAAUAUAGUUUUUUGAUUAAAUUUGUAAUAAUUCAAACAAAUUGCAUUUUUAGUUAUCAAACAACGUUUACAAAUCUCAAACUCUCCUUAUAAUGGUAUUCUAAACUGUAUGAGUUCAAUAUGGCGAAGUGAAGGAUUAGGAGCAUUCUAUCGUUCAUAUAUUGUGCAAUUAUUUAUGAACGUACCAUUUCAAGCUGUUCAUUUUAUGACUUAUGAAUAUUGUCAACAAUUCUUGAAUCCAGAUAGGAUAUAUAAUCCAUUAUAUCACAUGCUAUCAGGAGGUGUUGCCGGUGGACUUGCUUCAGCCAUAACAACACCGUUAGAUGUAUGCAAGACUCUUUUAAACACUCAAACCACAAACGUAAGUGUGUAGUCUAAUUUGUCCUUAUUAGAUAUUUUUUCUUAAUGCUAAUAAGUAUUAUAUUGUAAUUUGUAUAACCUUAACUGCUAGGUCAAUAAUCAGGCCAAACAUAACUUAUGUUAAUGUAUGAUACCAUAUUAUCCAUUAGCUAUGUAAUUAUUAAUAAAAAUUAAUAUUUCAGUACCUAUUAAUUGACAUAUAAAAUUUCAAUUUUAACUGAAAUUUAAUUAGUUUAUGUUUUAUGAGUUUCAUCUUUAAUAGGUUAGUAUUAUGCGGUGGUAAAAUUGAAUAAGUACCUAUGCAAAUAUUCUAAUUAAGUGUAAAUUAAUAUUAUGCCUUGUUUUUUAGAAAUAAAUUAAUGUAUUCAUUAAAUGAAUAAUAAUGUUAUUGCUAAUGUCAUACUUACUGUUUGUAUGUAUUUAUUUUACUGUAAAGUAUGCAAUCAAUUUUAAUUUAAUCAAUCAAUGAUCAAUAAAUAAUAAAAAUAAUAACUAUUUUAAAAUAUUCAAUUAUGAUAUAAAUUGUACAUUUUUUUUACUUAUAUAUUUUAGUAGAACAAAAUAUUCACUUAGUGUUGAGAUAUUAUCUAUUUUUGUUACAUUUUCAAGGUUAAAUUUCUAUUGUUGGUUGUUAUUGAUUUAUUUAUACCAAUUGCCAUCAUUUUAUUUUAUUUUCACACAAAUAUAGUUUCUUUAUUUAAAAAUUAUGUAUAUAUAUAUAUAUGAAUUGGUUUUAAUUUGUACAUCCAUGCAAUAUUAAAGAUUUAAAUUAAUGAUGAUUUACUUUUAAUGACAAGUAAAAUUAUUGUAUGUUACCUUAUAUUUAUAAUAGUUAUUUAUUCAUUGUGUGCUAUUCGAGUUAUUUAAAAACAGCAAGAUUCAUUAAUGUAAUCUUAAAAUAGUUUAAUUUAGAUACAAUGUAAAUAUAGAUGUAUUUAAAUUUUGUUAUUCUAUUGAUUUUUCAUUAUAAAUAAAAUAUUUAUAUUAUAUCACAUUUACAUAGUGCAUUCAGACUUCACAAAUUUGAUAUUAUACAUAAGACAUUUUUAGGUUCAUGUAAUACACACAAAUUGUAAUAAUUUCAUUCAUAUUUAUACAAGUUUUAUAUUAUUGGUGUUUUGUUAAAAUGUACCACUAAAAAUUGAAAAAAUAAGUUUUUGUAUCAAAAAAAUCAGAAAAAUUAGGAGCAUAAACUGGUAAAAGGGCAUAUUUAAAUAUAAAAAACUAAGUGGGUGAUGUUGACUAAAAGAUAUCGAAAGGACCCUUUUAAAAUAUAAUCUGCACUGAUUUGUUUAAAGGACAUACCACAUUCAUUGCAUGUACACUUUGAAUACAAGGUAUUAUGUGUAUGAGUGAUUUUAUUGUUUUCCAUGGUAAACAUCAUGAACAACAUGUUAAAAACUGUUUUGCAAAUAGCAAAACAGUUUUUUUGCUUUCUGAAAAAAGUAAAAUUUGAAACAAAAGACCUUCGAUAUAAUGGAUAGCAAUUUUUUUUAAAGUUUGAUUACAUAUGUAUGCGACAUUUAUAUUAUAUAUGUGAAUUGCAAAUUAGUAAAUUCAUUUUUUUAAGCAUAUUUUGUAAUCCAUUGUUAUCAUAUUUACUUGGUUUUUUUUGUGUUAAAAUGUAUUACACUGUUCUUUAUAAUAUUUGAAUGUUAUUAUUUUGAUUUUAGUUAAUUAUACAGUUUUUGUUCAUAUUUAUCUCAUGUUAAUCAAAUGUGCAAAUUUCACAACAUUGCGUUUUAAAUGUUUAAAUUUGAAAGAUUAUAUUUGUUUAUUAUAAACAAAUAGUUCUAUACGAACUGCUUCUUGUUAGUAUGUUAAAAGAAUUCUUUUUAUUUCUUAAAAUUAGAUCAGGGUCAGUUAAAUGAUUAGCACAUUAGUCGUACCAUAAUGGAGAGGGGAAUAUCUUUAGAAGUUUAAUCUAUAAUUUAUUUGAAUUAUUUUGUUGUUAUAAAUGAAGUUAGGAAUCAUGAAACAUAUUUGUUAAAUUAAGCCACAAUUUGUUUUAAAUUAAAGAUAGGUGUAAACAUUAAAAUAAAAUACUUAUCAUAUUUGUUUUAUUUAUUUAAUUCUGUAAAAUAAUAAAAAAAGUCUAUUUACAUUUAGAAAAAUGUUAUGAAGUGUAGCUAUUAUAGGUUAUUUUACAUUUAAACAAUAUAAAUAGUGAGUACUUUAAUAAACAGAAUAAUAUUUAUUAGUUGUAUGAUUAAAUUAAUUUAAUUUAAAUUUUUGUAAUAGUUUUUGAAUUAAAGUUCUUCAUAUGCUCAUAUAUAUUAUAGUUUCAAUAGAAAAUUAAAUACAACAGGCAAUUGGAGAGAUUAUUUUUAAUUUUAACACCAUUAAUUAUAGUUAAAAAAAUUAUAAUAAACUAAAAAAAAAUUUAUUUUUAAGAUUAAAAUAUAUUUUAAGUUAAAAAGCCUAACUUUACUUUAGAGACUUGCAAUUUCUAUUAUUUAUUUAUUUUUUAGUAGGUACUUAACUAUUUAUAAAUUGUAUAUGUUUUAAUAAAACUAAUACAUUACUAAUAGUACAAAAUAGUACAUUUAAUUGGGCAUAAGAUUAAUAAUAAAUAAAACUACUGAAAUGUCGUCCUUUUCAGUUUUUUCAAAGUUUUCAAUUUACAAUUAUAUUUUAUAAAACUUAAUCACUUAUUACUUAGUUAGAAAUCCUGAAACAUAUUCAUAACAUAUCCAUGUUAACUGUAUUCAAAAUUUUAUAUUUGCAUAUCAUAACAAUUAAGUUUAUUUCACAAUUUGUAGUGUAAUUUAAUAUUAUUUUAUUAAUAAUGCAAUAAAACAUAGUUAUAUAAAUAUAUAUAGAUAUAUACUAAGUUGUAUUUAUCAUGUAUAAGUUAUAAUUUUUGAACAAUUAAAUCUUAUUUAAAGGGCUGAGAAAAAUUUUACUGUUUCAUAAAGUUACUGUAUAUUGUUUAAUAUAACAAAGAGUUUUUUCAGUCUAUUUAGCCUUAUAAAAAAAAAAAAAAACCAUUAUAUUUGAAUAAUCAUAAAUCUGGUCCCCCCCCCUCCUGAUUUUUCAUGUUAGUAAACAUUUUAUGAAAUUUAAUAUUUAAGUAAAUUGUACUAUAUUUAUAUUAUUGCUAUUGACUCGUCUGGGAGAGAAAUGCUAAUGAAACAAUUGUAAACAUCAACACGUUGGUAUUGUUUAUCAAAUACAUUUGGUUAUAAUUUUUGAAGAAUUGUCUAAUUUUGUUUGUAUCAUUUUCAUCAUAAUACAUUGUUAGAAUUAUUAAAAUGUAAAACAAUUUGUUUAUGUGAUAAAAAAUACAGACAUAGAUAAAAACACUAAUGUUAUUACACUUAUCUUGUGGAACAUAGCAAAGUAUAGGUAUGUACACAGGAUUCUAUUAGGAUUAAUGGCAGUUGACUAAUAAAAUGGUAAAUUUGUACAUCAUAAUAACUUUCUGCAGUAUACUAUUUUAAAUGCACUAUUUUGCAAAUUAUUAUUUAUAGAAAUACUACUUUCUUAACAUAUUUAAUUGAUUGGAUUAUAACUUUAAAGAGAGAUAACCACUAGAUAUAUUUGGAGAAUUAGAGAUGUCCGCUAUUUGGAAUGGCAGACUAUAUUAUUAGCAUUAGUAUUAUACAUAAACAAUAUUUAAAAAAAAUGUCAACUGUUUUUAGACUUCAGGAAUACAAUUAUAUUUUAUUUUUGGACAAUCCAUAAAUAGUUUAAUAUUGAAAAAAGUUUAGUAAAUUAUAUUUUUAACAUUUAGUUUUAAAUGUUUUGGUUAAAAUAUAUGUUAUUAUAAAAUAAUAUUUACAUUUAUAAAUUAUUCUGAAUUAAAUUUGUAAAAUUAUUUUAUAGUUUUUAAAUUUAAAUUUAAUAAACAGUAUUAAUUUAUAAUUUCAUACCUAUGUUUAGGUUAUACAUAGUUUUCUAUAAAAAAAUAUAAAUCUUAUAGGUACUAAUACUACUGUAUUGAACUAUAUAGUCUGUAUGUAUUUUUAUACAAGAUUGAAAUUAAUAGCAUUUAGAUAAAUCUAUAGUUUUUUAUGUAAGUAACUAGAACAAAAAAGAAAUAUAUAAAUAAAUAAAUACAAUUAAUAUUUUAUAGCUAAAUAAUGAUUUACUAUAACUUUUAUUGAAUGUGUUAUUUUUAUAUCAUUAAGGAAUUUGUCAAACUGUAUCUGGCUGGUUAAAGUGAUCACAAGUAAAAUGGCAAAAUUAUAUUUACUUUAUAUUGGAUUCAUUUUACAUAUAUGUCAAAGACCUUCAAUUUGUUUUGGUAUGUGAUUUAGUAUUUGUGUUUUGUUAAAAUUAUGAUUCAGACUUUUAUGUAAAAAUCAAUAUUUUCUCAGUCUGACAUAUUUUCUUUUGUGGUAACGAAUUAUAAUUUCUUACGUUUAUUUCUUGAGUCGGUAAACAGAUUUCGAUUACACAUUGUAUUUAAAAAAGCAAUGUUUAUAAAUUCUGUUCUAGUAUCUACCUUCAACAUAUGUACUAGUUAGUGAGUCAUAAGUUAUAUGCGUUUAUUUCUUCAAUUUAGCUUGAUUUUGAAUCUUUAGAAUGAAAAUCUAAAAGUACCAUUCAUUUUUAUGAAAUAACCAUUUAACUGAUUAUUGUAUUUAUUUAUUAUAUGUUUUUUUUUCUUUUGUGUAUUAAUAAAUUACAUUUUCACCAGCUUAAAUAUGAUUAUUAAUUUGGCUAAUAUUUGUAGUACACAAUAUACUAGUAUAUGAAGUGUCAAUGUAUUGACUAUAUGUAAUGUUUUAGUAUGCUCAUGAAAAUUACAUGGGGGUUGAAACUUGAAGUUAUUUUAUACAGUUUUUGAAAGAAUAUUAUUUGUAAUAUAAUAAAUUUCUAAAAUGUCUAUUCUUAACCAUGCUUAAUGAAGGAUGAUGUAUUAAUUAAUUAUUAUUCAAUGAAUUCUUAUUUAAGAAUUGUAGUUUUUCUCACCUAUCAGUAUGUUAGCUAUUAGGUUUAAAAGUAACUUACAUAAUAAUCAUUAUAAGUUGUAGAUAAUCUGCUGUAAACUCAUAAUAUCUUACUAAAUCUUAUUAUUCAAUAGUUCUUAUAUUUUAAUUACUAAUUUUUAUUAUUAAAUUUUAAUAUGAUACAGAAAUAUUUCAUAAAUUCUUUAGUUAUUAUUUAUUGUUGUUUAUUCAUAAAAUAAUGUGUAUAUAAUAUUAAGUAUUAUUUAAUAUGUUAUUAAUAUACUUGUAUAUUAUUUUUAAUUUUAUUGGUAAGAAUUUUCUUUGUCUUAUUAAUUUUAAUUUAAUUAAUUAAUUUUUGCACCUAAUUAAUUAAUAUUGUCUAUUUAUAUUACUACCAUUAAAUAUAUUUUAUACAUUAUUCAAUUAUAAUUUAAUACAUUUUUAUAAUUUAUGUAAAACAUUUGUUUUAUUUAGUUAUAAUUACUCAGUUUAAAAUAGAUUAUACAUAAGUAAAUGUAUUCAAUUUUGAGAGGAGAUAUUUUGGCAUAAAAAUAUUACAGAAAUGAUUUAAUUAAAACAAAUUACCAACUAUUAGUUUGUUAGUUGCAUUUUGAAAAAUGUUCAUAAUAUAUAAUUUUUUUAUUAUUGAAAACAAGAUUAAAAAAAUUGAAUUCCAAAACUAAUACUCUAAAAAUGGUUUUUUAAUUAAAAUUGAAUAAAAUGUUUUUUAUAAUCUAAUAUCUAAUGUAAUCCUAUAAAUAAACAAAAGUAAUACAAAGAUCCAAUUUUUUAAAUUCAAAGUUCAGAAUAUUUAUAAUUUCUUCAGAUCAAAACAUGGAAAAAUGUUUUUUUAUUUUUGACAUUUCAAUUUUAUUUAAUGCAUAUUUUUGAUUUUAUUUUAUAAUAUCUUCUAUUAUAAUAUGCACUUUAUUGUAUAGAUAUGUAGAUAUAUUAUUUACUUAUUAAACGUAUUUGUUUUCAGAAAAAUGUGUAAAAGAUAAUAUAAAUAUGUAAAAUAAUAUUUUUAAUUUUCUAGGUAAGAGUUGAAGGUAUAUUUCGAGCAGUUACAACAAUAUACACACUUGGUGGGCCUAGAGGAUUUUUUAGAGGUAUGGUCGCCCGAGUUUUGUAUCAAAUGCCAUCGACUGCCAUAUCAUGGACUACAUAUGAAUUUUUCAAAUAUGUGCUUAUUAAAAAAGAACAAAUUUCCGAUGAUAGGCCAACACCACCUCCACCACCUCCUCCAUUAAGUUCAACAGUGUUGAAUGAAAAAAUAACAACAAAAACUAGUGUUCGAUGCGAUUUGCCCGUUGCUUCGAGGUCACGUAUAUAUAGUCAUUAUACAGUUAGAGAUGAUGGGUCUAAAGGUCCGCAAUUUUAGGUUAGUAUUGUGUUACCAAAUUAAAGCUAAGUGUCGGACAGCAUAGUUUAUUAUGUGUCUUAUAUAUUAAAUCUAUGAUCCGUCUGUAUUAGUUUGUUGACUUACCAUAGCCAUAAAAUAAAAAAAAUCACUCUAACCUGUCAUGUUUGGCAGGCAUACAGCAAGUAUAUUAUGUAAAUAUAUCUAUUUAUAUGAACUAUAUAUUAGACUCAAAUAAUUGUUUCCCCAAUUAAACUUUUAGUCCCAGGUAUUAAGUAUUAUUUUUUUACAAGCAAAAGCAAAAAUUCAGAAAUUAUAAAACUAUUACUUAGUAAAAUAUGAAAAAUUAUUUUGAAAAAUGUGUUCGCGGCAAAUUUUAUUAAAAGUUCAUACCCAUAUAUAUUAUAGUAUACGAUAUAUAUAUAUAUAUAUAUAUAUUAGGGUUUUUCAACAAUAUCUACAAUAUUAUUGAUAACCGAAAUUUAUUUUUGUACUGAAGUACAUUUUACUUACAUAAUGAUUUUGGGAUAAAAUCUACUUUGAGCAUACUAUAUUAUUAUCAUAAUAUUAAUAAAUCGCAUGUUAUUUUGCUGCUGCUAACAAAAUAUGACAAUAGAACCAAUUUCUUCGGUCGAGUUUUUUUUACGACAUUUUCGUGGUGGGGGUAAUCGAGGGAUUGAAUCACUAUCUGUUUUAGAGUAAUAACACCUAACACUAUAAUGUAAAAUUGGAAACUGCGUAAUCAUUAACGUGGUAUAAACAAUAAAAAAGUGACAACUGUAUGUAUUCCAUAUUAUACUUGGUCUUAUAAGGUUUAUGCCACGAAUUAAUAUAUAUAUAUAUGAUAUUGAACGAAUGUGUGAUAAGUGAAACUCGAACCUUCUCACUUUUGACGAGGCCACUAACACCAUCUAGUGUACUCUUAAUAUUUCUUAUAGAAUACAUACGCAAUUUAUUACAUACCCUACUCUUCCAGUCGUAAACUUUAAACUGGUUUUAGUUGAUUUUCAUACCAAUUUUAUCUUAAAGCGCUAUCUGUCAUGUCAAACAGUGAGAAGUGAGGCGGACUCAGAAAAACCUUUCCUAAGACCUUUCUGUUCGGUAUCCUACAUAAUAUCUAAUGUCGUGGUCUGUGCGUACGCUGCAUCUGCACGUAUUCUCGCUGCGUAUACUGUAUAGUUCAGAAAGACCAUUAACAUCGUUGCGGUUCAUAGAUACCCCCCAUUUGUGUAUUCUCCGUCAAAAAACUCGACCGCACCUCUAUCAACCAUCUGCCAUUACAUCGUCGGUCUAUUUUAUACACUAACUGUGCUCCCGGCGCUGAAAGAGCGUAAGUCGGCGGCGACCAAAACGCGUCGUAGUUCGCGCAUUUCCCACAAACGAUUGUUCUUGGCAGUCCAAUUCGCGGUAGAAAUUAGACCUCGACACUGCGGAGCUUUUUCAUUUGCACGCGUGGAUGAGUUGCGCUCUCUGAACGCCCGGAGUAUAGAAUACACCGUGUUUGCGCAUCGCGACUGAUCUAACCACCUGGUUUCCCCCCCACUAUGCGGCCACUAGUAGACCGGUUACUGUAGUAGAUGCGCGGAAACCAACAAAAAUUGGUCGGCAGCUGGGUGUAUUCUAAUCUGAGUUAGUUCAUAUUGUUUACUAAGCCAUUUUAGUAUCUGGUUAAAAAUAGCGCAGGAUAACAGAAAAAUAUUUAAUUUUCCCAGUGAUAUGUUGAAUACUCGGUGGUCAUCAUAAAUAAAAACGUCAACAAUAUCAUAAUAGUAUUGUUCAGUUUGGUUACGCAGUUGUACAUAUUGGAAACCAGUUAAUUUUAAUGACAAAGGCCUUAUAUUUUAGAACAAUUCUGUUUUCUCAUAAUAGGAAUAUCUAUGUACUGAUGCACAAUUUUUUUUGCCACAGUUAAAUAUCGUGGGAAACAAAUCAAUAUCGAUAUUAUAAAUAAAUAUUGUUGAGAAUCCCUAAUAUAUAUCUGCAUGUGAGCAGAUAUUUAUAUUAUAAACUAUCUACAGUUUUAGUUUAUUUCUUAUAGUACAAAAUGUGAAUGUUAUUACUUCACAUUUUUUUUCGAUGAACUCUGUUGUUAGUGAACAAAUUUAUAUGAUUAUCAUCAUUUAUAUUCAUUUAUGUUUGUUCUGUUGUAAACUCAACUCCUAUUUUUAAAAAAUAUUAUGAACUGUGUAUGAACCUAUAUGUAUAUUGUAACUAUCAAGCCAAAAGUGUGUCUUAUUGUUUAAUUUUUCCCAUAGAUUGAACUUGUGUCUAUGUUCAUUAAUUUCUUCUUUAAAAUGUUCAAGUGAGAUAAUCAGUAGCUUAGGAACCACUUGACAUUAAUUCUUGAUGAAAAUCAAAAUUGAAUAAAAUUAAAAUCAAUGUUUGCACAAAUUAAAAUUUUUAAAUCAUUUAGUCACUUUUGGCAUGAUAGUGAUGAUAUUUACUGUAUAUAACAUGCUUUUUAUAAUACUCGAAUAGAUAUAUUGUAUAUAUUUUUUAUUAUUUUUAUUAAUGUUUACAUCACAACUGUGUUUAAAAAUAUUUAUAUGCGGUAUAUUUAUUUGGUUUAUUUAAAGCAUAAAAAUAAUUACCAAUAAUUAUUAAAUACUCUGUUGAAAAUUUAUAGUUUUUGAAAAAAUAAGAAUACAGUUUUGUCCCUUUUUAAGAUGUUUCACAUUUUGGACAAUUGGACAGAAGACACGAGCAAAUUAAUAAAUGUUAUAACUAGAGACUUUUGUUAUGUUUUGUUUGAAGGAGACAAUUGUCAUAAACAUGACCCCAAAAAUUAGUUAUGAACAUAAUUUACAAUAUUUACAUAAAUAUUAUAGUUUUUCAUUUAGAAAAUACUAAUUUUAAUAUUAACUCAGUUGAUACUAUUUGUCAUUUUAAUUUAUUAUUUAUUUAAAAACAUAUUUUUCUGAAAACAGUAUAAUUAUUAACAUCUCGUUUUUAUAGAUUUUACAGUCCUAAGUCUCAAGGCGAACUUCGUCUAGUCUUCUAUUGUAUUUUUCGUAAAUAUUUAGCGUGUUUGUGUUUGUCAUGAUGUAUUAGUCGAAUUUGUAAUAUUAACUUCUUUCUAAUAUAAAAUUUGAAUAGUUAUUAAUUAGUUGUUUUACAGUGUUUAUAACAAUAUUGUUAAAGUCUUGUGUUUUACUAUCCAAGAAUAUUAUGUAUUGAUUAUAAGUACUUCAUUUUACAAUGCAAGACAUACCUGUCUUAAAAUUUAUAGACCUUUCUUGUAACGAGUAUAUAUAUUUUUUAAAUAUAAAAACAAAUUUAGGUGUGUAAAAAUGUUAAAAUGUCUUUUUGUCUGUGAUAUGUUCAUUUAUUAUUAUUAUUAUUAUUAUUAUUAUUAUUAUUAUUAUUAUUAUUAUUAUUACUAUUACUAUUAUUAUUACUUUUUGUUAUAUAAUAUGUUUUUGUUACUAUAACGAUGUUCACUUUGGAGGAAAGUAAUAUCAUUAUGUUAACGUUUGAUAUAAAUUUGAAAUAAUUUUAUUUUUAUAAAAAUUAAGAAUGCAAUGUGUAUGCGCUGUUACAAAUAACAAAUAGUAUUAUGAUCAAUAAAAAUUUAAAAGCUUUAAUGCAUAUUAAUAAAAUUAAAUUGUGACAAUGAUUAAGUGUUAAUUCAAUAUUUUUAUGUACACCACAAGGUUUUUAUUUUCAACCAAGUGGUUACUAUUUAUUUUUUAUUUGUACAAUACCUACUAUAUUUAUUAAUCAUAGAUGAUAAUAUAGUCACUGUUAAACAUUUAAGAACACCACUACUUUUCCAUGUAUACUUAGUAUAUGGCUCAUACAAAUGACAUUCAUGUUAACCAUCAUAUUAUAUACUAUCAUGUAAAUCAUAAAACACCUUGUUACUCGUUUUAAGAGAAUGUUGUAAAAAUGAUAAAACAUACAGACAAUAAAAACACCAUUGACAUUUA
Molecule: messenger RNA, 13303 nt
Organism: Cinara cedri
Lineage: Eukaryota; Metazoa; Arthropoda; Insecta; Hemiptera; Aphididae
Source: the annotation of a GenBank genome assembly